Messenger RNA from Penicillium brasilianum, 5152 nucleotides. Lineage: Eukaryota; Fungi; Ascomycota; Eurotiomycetes; Eurotiales; Aspergillaceae. The record is from the annotation of a GenBank genome assembly.
CAGACCUGGCGCUAAAACCUGCCAAGGCACGCAGAACGCCCGGAUGCAUGAUGUCACCGGCUCGCACAGCUUGGAGGGGAGCUCUGUCCUCUCUAUUUCCUUUUUUUCUCUUCUUAACACUCACUCACGGCCAAAUUUCAGGCCAUUCGCUCGCUGAGAAACCUCCAGCAACUUCGCUGGGUCAAGCAAUUCUCGGUUUUUCGAGAUCGCUGUGGCCGGUUGUCAUUCCCCGCAACCUACCCACCUUGUUCGUGCGCUGAUCACCAUGGGCUCCUCACGCCAAAUCUACCUGCUUCCAUUGAAGGAUGACGGCUCACCCGACGUGCCCGGUGGGUACGUUUACCUUCCACCUCCCGGCGACGAGGGAUAUGUGCUACGAUUCAUCAUCGAGGGUACCAGCUCCAUCUGUCGACAGGGUAGUCUGUGGGUCAACAUCCCUGAGGAGGGCAAAGCGUUUGAACGCCAUUCGUUCCGCGAGUUCAGAUUAAAACCCGAUUUCAAUCGCAAUAUCCAGAUCGAUAUCCCUGUAUCCAAUGCGGGCGCUUUCGCCUACUACACCACUUUCUCCCCGUUACCGGAGUUCUCGGUAGACGCUGUGCCCGUGCCGGAGCCCACGCAGACUCCUAUUCACUACAUAGACGUUUCCCCGAAGUUGACUCUUCAGGGCAAGCAUCUGCCACUCAAUGCGCUUUCGAUUUUCUCGGUCAUUUCCAAGUUCAUGGGGGAGUACCCUACGGACUGGGAUAAGCAUCUUCAUGGCAUUAGUCAAAGGAACUAUAACAUGGUCCAUUUCACUCCUCUCAUGCAACGCGGUUCUUCCAAUUCCCCGUACAGUAUCUUUGAUCAACUUUCUUUUGACCCGGCUCUGUUUCCGAAUGGAGAAAAAGAUAUCGCAUCACUCGUCUCGCGCAUGGAGAAGGAGUACGGACUCCUGACUUUGACCGACGUUGUCUGGAAUCAUACUGCUCAUAAUAGCAAAUGGCUGGAGGAACACCCCGAGGCAGGCUACAGUGUGGAAACUGCUCCCUGGCUUGAAUCUGCCCUGGAAUUGGACACCGCGCUGUUGAAGUUUGGCGAGGAUCUCGAGAGCUUGGGUCUACCAACGGAGUUCAAGACUACCGAGGAUCUGGUGUCCGUGAUGAACGCCAUGCGCAAGGAAGUGGUUGAUGGUAUCCGGCUGUGGGAGUAUUAUGCGAUCGAUGUGAAAGCCGACACGAAGAAGAUUCUCGAAGCGUGGAAGAGUGGGAAGACAGACCCUGCAAGCAUUGAACACGUUGAUCUGCGCAAGUUUGGUGAAUUGUCGCUAAAGGAGCAAGCUCAACUUGUCCGUGAGCACGGUAUCCCCGCUUCAAAUCAAGUCUACGGAAGAUUUGGCCGCUCCGUAGAUGCUACGUUUGGUAGCGCUAUCCUGACAGUGCUCCACGGUGACUACAAUCAGGAUGCCUCCGAAGCCGAGGCCUUCUUGUCCCAACUUCUCAAUGAAGUGAACUUGCCUCUUUACAAGGAAUACGACACAGACAUUGCGGAUAUUAUGGAUCAACUUUUCAAUCGCAUCAAAUACCUUCGCAUUGACGAUCAUGGCCCAAAGAUGGGUCCUGUCAGCAAGGAUAGCCCUCUUAUCGAGACAUACUUUACCCGCCUUCCUCUCAACGAAGUAACGAAGAAGCACAGCCCCAAGGCCCUUGCUCUGGUCAAUAACGGUUGGAUUUGGAACGCUGAUGCCAUGCGUGACAAUGCUGGACCCGAUUCCAAAGCCUACCUGCGCCGUGAGGUGAUUGUCUGGGGUGAUUGCGUGAAGCUUCGAUAUGGAAAGUCCCCAGAGGACAACCCAUUCUUGUGGAGCUUUAUGACCAAAUACACUCAGCUCAUGGCCAAGUACUUUAAUGGCUUCCGAAUUGACAACUGCCACUCCACUCCUUUAGUUGUCGCAGAGUACCUGUUGGACAAGGCGCGCGAGGUUCGACCUGACUUGACCGUCUUUGCGGAGCUGUUUACUGGCUCCGAGGAGGCUGAUUAUGUCUUCGUCAAGCGCCUGGGCAUCAACGCUCUGAUUCGAGAGGCCAUGCAGGCUUGGAGCACUGCGGAAUUGAGUCGACUCGUUCACCGUCAUGGUGGACGUCCUAUCGGUAGCUUCGACGUGGGGCUGCCUUCCGCUGGUAGCAGCCAUGCCAUUGCGUCUGCACAUGCCGGUGUGGGCGCUGAAGAAAUCACUCAUAUUCGACCCUCCCCAGUUCAGGCAUUGUUCAUGGACUGUACUCAUGACAACGAAGUUCCUGCCCAGAAGCGCGAUGCUCGGGAUACCCUUCCCAAUGCUGCUCUUGUCGCUAUGUGUGCCUCUGCCACCGGUAGCGUCAUGGGCUACGACGAAAUCUACCCCAAGCUGAUCGAUCUGGUGCAUGAGAAGCGACAGUAUGUUUCUCCAUUCUCAGGCACCCACAAGUUGGAGGUUGGUGCCGGAGAGGGCGGAAUUGGUGGCGUCAAGCGCCUGCUCAAUGAGCUUCACACCAUGAUGGGUGUUGAGGGUUAUGAUGAAACCCAUAUCCACCACGAUGGUGAAUACAUUACGGUUCACCGAGUUCACCCCAAGACACGGAAGGGAAUCUUCCUCAUUGCCCAUACUGCGUUCCCCGGCAAUGAAAGUGGCGCAAUUCUGGCUCCGACUCACAUCACGGGCACUCAGGCCAAGCACAUUGGAUCUUGGGUUCUGGAGGUUGAUGCCGGGGAUGAGACCAAGGCUAAGAUUUCCGGAGAUGAUAAGUACCUCAAGGGUCUUCCAAGCCACACGCGCGAUAUCGAUGCGACCAAGAUUGAAAGCGAUGGCAAGAAUGUGACCAUCUCCGUUCUGGAUACACUGGUACCUGGUUCCAUUGCGCUAUUUGAAACCUGGAUCCCUGGCGCAGAACAUGCCAGUGGUCUGGAUAACUUCCUUUCAAGUGGUGCCGAUGAGGCAUUCUCGGGCCUCAGCUUGGUUGAUCUAAACUUUGUACUGUACCGCUGCGACGCUGAGGAGAGAGACUCUAGCAACGGCGAGGACGGGGUUUACAAUAUCCCCAAACACGGUCCUUUAGUCUAUGCUGGUCUACAAGGCUGGUGGAGUGUACUUGAGAACAUCAUCAAGUACAACCAACUAGGUCACCCACUUUGCGACCAUCUUCGCGAGGGUCAGUGGGCCUUGGACUAUCUCGUUGGGCGGAUGGAGAAGGUUGCCUCCAAGGAAGGCCAUUCUGCGCUUCAAAAGCCAGCUGAAUGGCUUCGUGAGAAAUUUGACACCGUUCGAGUCGUGCCUAAUUUCUUGCUGCCUCGGUACUUUGCUAUCAUCGUGCAAGUCGCCUACAAUGCUGCAUGGAAGGCCGGCAUUCACAAAUUCAGUGACAAUGUCCGUCAUGGCCAGGAAUUCAUUCAUCAGCUGGCUAUGGUCAGUGUUCAGCAGACUGGCUUCGUCAACUCGGCCUCUUUGUGGCCCACCAAGAAAGUGCCUAGUCUAGCCGCUGGGUUGCCCCAUUUCGCAGUCGACUGGGCGAGAUGCUGGGGUCGUGAUGUUUUCAUCUCCAUUCGUGGCUUGUUCCUCUGCACUGGUCGUUUCGACGAUGCCAAGGAACAUAUUCUUGCUUUUGCAAGCGUGCUCAAGCAUGGUAUGAUUCCCAACCUUCUGAGCAGUGGCAAGCUGCCUCGGUACAACUCGCGAGAUUCGGUAUGGUUCUUCCUACAGGCCAUUCAGGAUUAUACCAAGAUGGUUCCGAACGGUAGCAGUCUAUUACAGGAGAAGGUGCCUCGGCGAUUCUUGCCUUACGAUGAUACAUGGUUCCCCUUCGAUGACCCUCGGGCGUACUCCCAGUCUCCUACCGUUCUGGAAGUUAUCCACGAAGUUUUCCAAAGACAUGCUCAAGGCAUGUCAUUCCGGGAAUACAACGCGGGGCCUGACCUUGAUGUUCAGAUGAAGCCAGAGGGUUUCCAGAUUGACAUCAAGGUUGAUUGGGAGACUGGUAUCAUCUUCGGCGGCAGCCAGAACAACUGCGGCACGUGGAUGGAUAAGAUGGGCGAAAGCGAGAAAGCAGGCAGUAAGGGUGUUCCUGGAACGCCUCGUGACGGAGCCGCAAUAGAAAUCACUGGUCUCGUCUACAGCGCUCUUGCAUGGGUGGCGAAGCUGAACGAAUCCAACCAAUAUCCUCAUUCGGGAGUUGACAUCGGCGACGGCAAAUCGAUCACUUUCAAGGAAUGGUCGGAGAAGAUCAAGGCCAACUUUGAACGCUGUUAUUACGUUCCUGUGGACCCCAAGGAUGAUGGUCAGUACGAUGUCGAUGCCAAGGUUGUGAACCGUCGUGGUAUCUACAAGGAUCUGUACAAGUCCGGCAAGCCGUUCGAGGAUUACCAGCUCCGUGGCAACUACCCCAUCGCCAUGUCCGUUGCACCGGAGCUUUUCACACCCGAAAAGGCUCUCCUGGCCCUCUCCAUCGGUGAUUCUGCCAUCCUGGGCCCUGUUGGUGUCGCUACCCUGGACCCAUCCGAUCUCAACUACCGCCCUUACUACAACAACUCAGAAGACUCCACAGAUUUUGCAACCUCCAAGGGUCGGAACUAUCACCAAGGUCCCGAAUGGGUCUGGCAGCGGGGCUACUUCCUCCGCGCUCUCCUCCACUUUGACCUUUUGCGACGCAAGACAGCCGAGGAGCGAACCGAGUCCUUCCAGCAGAUCACCCGACGACUUGAUGGGUGCAAGAAGGCUUUGCGCGAGAGUCCGUGGAAGGGACUAACCGAGUUGACGAACAAGAAUGGAGAGCAUUGUGCAGAUUCGUCGCCUACUCAAUCGUGGUCCGCAGGUUGCCUGCUGGAUCUCUAUUAUGAUGCCGCCAAUCUUUCUUAGGGCGGUGCGGUGAGGGGGUUGUACAGGGACUUAGCAAAAGAAAGCGUCUGAUUUUCCUAUACUAUUUUCCAUUGUUGAUUCCCUUAGCAUUCGCAUGCAUAGUACAUUGUGAUCUAUGUCAUGUAUUUCAAUGUGGUUUCAUAAAAUUGUCGAUAUUAAUCAGCUCAAUGCGAAUAUUUGAGGGAGGUUGAAAAAGUACCCUCUCAUAAGUUCUUUAAUUUGAAUACUCAUAUCACUUGUCCUUCACGAGACCCUCCACGCCAGGGCCACACUGGACUCUUACAGAGGCAG